AGCCGGUAGUCGACCCAUUUUCAUUUUUAAUUUAACCCGAAAAUCGUUUUUUUUUUUUUUAAGAAGACGAAUACCGGAUUUGACGACUCUAGUAGAGACUAAAGACCACAGAGGAAACAUAUGAUCUACAAGCACGGGUUGAUAAUUGUUUGAGAUGGGGAUUGUGGUGGGAGCAGGAGGUAAGGUUCUAAAAAGGAAGAAAGAAAGAAGUGGAUGAUGAUUGAUGAUGAGAUAAAACUCACAAAAGAAGAGCUAGUUUAUCCACAAGAAAAUUAAAUAAAUAAAUAAAAAAAAAUCCCAUUUUCUUUUCUUUCAUUUCAUUUUCUGUUACCCCAAAAAAAUAAACACUGUUUGUAGUUUUGGAUAGACAACAUUACACUACACUCCAAUUUUCUCUCUCUUUCAUUCAUUCAUUCAUAAUCCCGCCGUAGUGGAAAUGAAGUGUCAUCUUCAACCUCACAGAAUCACAUAAUCUUGCUAAAAUCCAUCCUCUUUUUUCUCCCUUUUUAUCAUUAUUAUAAUUAAGAUUGAUGAUAAAAUCUUCCUUUAAUAAAAACCACCUACAUUCUACCCACUUAAAAAACUCAUCUUUCAUUAAUGCGGCGCUUGAUCAUUUACAACUCCAAAAACCCAGAAUUUUUCUUGUAUUUUCUUCAAUUUUAACCCCUUUAAACAAUUUUUGUUAUGUUCUUCUAUAUGGAUUAUUUUGGUUAGUGGAGUAGUACAAGAUUUGGUUGGCUAAUUAUAGCUUUUAAAUUGCUUGAACUCUUGAAAGUUUCUUGUGCCUUGGAAACGAGUGUAGUUGUUGUUUAGGGAAAUUAAGCACAUUGUAGUGUAUUUAUGUGUCUGAACUGAAGAUUCAAUCAGUUUUGCUAUAAAGGUUGCUUCAUAGCUUUUAAGUCUUCUUAGAUCAAAGAGGUGAGGAGACUGCUUGGGUUGAAGUUAUAUAUUUGUGUAGUUGAUUGGAAGUUAAGGGUGUUCUCAAUUGGGGUUGUGCAAGUAUCUUCUGAAUUGCUGUGAUUCUGUGAACUAAAUGCAUGGAGAGAGAACCUAUGCCAAUGUCAGGACAAGGUGGGUUUUAUAUGCAGAAAGGAUUGGCCGGGUUACAUGGGCCGCAAAGUGUCCAUUCAUUGCCUAAUUCCGGGAUGCCUUUCCAGUCAAAUGUCGGAGGCUCUUCAGGACCGAGUAUGAGGGUGGAACCCUCUUCAACUGUUCUAUCAGAUGGCCGUGGUAUAGGUGCACCAUCAUCAAUGCAGGCUUCUGUUACACCAAUGCGAAGGAAAAGAGGAAGGCCUCGGAAAUAUGGAAUUGAUGGGAAAAUGUCAUCAGACCUCUCCUCUGUAUCAGCUGCCCCUAGGAUUAUAAACACCUCAACUGAGAAGAGGGGUAGAGGCCGGCCUCCUGGUAGCGGAAGAAAGCAACCAUUGGCUCCCUUUGGCAAAUUUGUGUCUGGUUCAGCUGGUGUGGGCUUUACUCCUCAUGUUAUUCAAGUUGCAGCAGGGGAAGACAUUGCAUCAAAACUCUUGGCAUUUGCACAACAAGGGCCUAGAGCUGUAUGCAUAUUGUCAGCAAAUGGUGCUGUCUCCACAGUGACCCUACGGCAGCCCUCAACUUCUGGUGGUACCGUCACAUAUGAGGGGCGCUUUGACAUAUUAUGCAUGUCAGGAUCUUUCUUGCUUCUUGGUAAUGAUGGUUCUCGUGAUCGAAGUGGUGGUGUGAGCAUUUCACUUGCAAGCCCUGAUGGUCGUGUCAUUGGUGGUGCCAUUGGUGGAAUGCUUAUUGCAGCCUGCCCUGUUCAGGUAAUAGUUGGGAGCUUUUUAUGGACAACCCCAAAGACAAAUCCAAAGAUUAAAGAAGGAAAUGAAGGUGGUGAAGAUUCGGAGCAUUAUUCUGUUGAAAAUACGAUGAUGGCUCCUCCAAGUGGUCGACAGAGCCAAAAUUUAUCGUCUCCAACCUCUGCGAUGGGUGAAUGGGCUAGUCCACAGACGCUGGACUUGAGAAACUCUCAUAUGGGCAUUGAUCUGAUGCGUGGAUGAAAGGGAUAAUUACCUCUGUAAAUAUCUUCUCUCUUUUGAAUGCUACACUAAUUAAUGUCUAAUCUAACUAUUGUAUAUCAGCAGCUCAACCCAAAGAAAGGAGUAGGGCUCAUUUUAGGCUUGAUACUCCCUUAUUUUGACAUGGAAAUCAUGUUUAUGUCAUUCUUACAAGGUACUGAAUACUUCGUAUAUGUUAGAUUUGCUUAACAUAAUUUUCUUUCAUCUGCCAAGUACCUGCCUUGGAUAAUGGAUAUUUGAGACAUAGUAUGGAGUAUAUGUUUGAUGCUUUGAUGUUGUAAUUUAUGCCACUAGUAUAACGAGACAUGCUCGAAUCUGAUUUUUGGAAA
Messenger RNA from Chenopodium quinoa (quinoa), 2383 nucleotides. RefSeq names its product AT-hook motif nuclear-localized protein 9-like. Bases 1038 to 2036 code for a protein of 332 amino acids. The transcript is spliced from 6 exons. The record is from RefSeq and is a predicted model, not a curated record. Gene Ontology annotation, molecular function: minor groove of adenine-thymine-rich DNA binding. NCBI's taxonomy places the organism in Eukaryota, Viridiplantae, Streptophyta, Magnoliopsida, Caryophyllales, Amaranthaceae.